Messenger RNA from Gadus morhua (Atlantic cod), 2576 nucleotides. It is a transcript of the gene eif2ak1, whose product is annotated as eukaryotic translation initiation factor 2-alpha kinase 1. The record is from RefSeq and is a predicted model, not a curated record. Gene Ontology annotation, molecular function: ATP binding; eukaryotic translation initiation factor 2alpha kinase activity. Gene Ontology annotation, cellular component: cytoplasm; nucleus. Gene Ontology annotation, biological process: regulation of translational initiation by eIF2 alpha phosphorylation. NCBI's taxonomy places the organism in Eukaryota, Metazoa, Chordata, Actinopteri, Gadiformes, Gadidae. The coding region runs from base 245 to 2350 and encodes 701 amino acids. The transcript is spliced from 16 exons.
UGAUGAUCCCUCUCGGUGACUUGCAAUGGCUGAUCGUUGAAUUGCAAUGCGUGGUGCUUUGGGACCUAUAUUUAUAUUCUCUUUGAUAUUCAACAUCCAAGACAUAUACAAAUAGGAAACUAUGGCUAAUUUAAGGACCCGGACUUAAGCAAACAUGGUUGAUGGUGUUUGGUGAUGGUUGAUGCCUUUGUCAAGUUAAAUAAUCAAAACCCCGGCAAGUGGUCCGUGGUAGGCAACAUAAAUUAUGCUUAGUUCGAAAUACACAGAGCUAAAUAUGGAGGAAUGCUCCAGCUCCAGUGGUAGUAGAAUGAGUGAACUCCAAAUUCUCUACCAAGAAAUCGACAAUAGUUUAUUCAGUCUGCCAACACGCGAACAGGACGACGAAGACGUACAGUUUGAUAUGUCUGACCUGAAGAACCAGGAGGUGCUGUCGGCUGGUAAACUGUAUACAUCCAUCGAGGAGUUUGCCUCAGUCAUCCCAAACCACCUGCUUUUGGGCUCACUUCUGGAGCAUCUGUGCUUCGUCUACGAGAGCGAUCCCAAACGCUCUCGCAUGCUCUUCAAAGUCAUCGGCCAGCGUUUAACCACCAUGAACCUCGUCUCACCAUUGGCCGUCAGCGAUGAGUUCAGCACCGUCAGACUCCAACACAACCGGGCCUUCACUGAGCUGCUCCACGCCGCUAGCUCCUCCCUAUUCCCUCAGAGUCAGCAGCUUCUAAGUGCAGACGCACUUGGCCUUCCUGCAAGGCUGAAAGAGAGUUUAUUUCAGGCACAGACGUCGCGCUACCUCAGCGAGUUUGAAGAAAUCGGUAGACUGGGAAAAGGAGCAUAUGGCAAGGUUUUCAAGGUCAUAAACAAGCUAGACGGUCAGAGUUACGCCGUGAAGAAGAUUCUCAUCAAGAACGUCUCAAGGAAUGACUGCAUGAAGGUGCUACGAGAGGUCAGAAUGCUGUCGAGCAUGCAGCAUGUCUGCGUGGUGGGCUACCACACGGCUUGGAUGGAGCACGUCCAGCCCCCAGCUUACCCCAAUUCUCCUCUGCCUGCGCUGGAAUCCCCUGCUCCACAGUUUAGCGGCGACGAAAGCCCCGGCUGCAGCAGCAACGGGUCCUCCAUCGUCUUCCAGAGCGGCAGCUGGGUCCAGUCGGACCCCGCUUCGCGGGGCAAGGACGCUCCCGGAUCGCUCCCUCCCAUCACAGCCCUGCUCCCCUCCUCCUCCUCGUGUCCCAAGCUGGCGCGGCGCCUCCCGGAGAGCUACGUGCCGUGCGUUUUCCUGGGUCAGAAGGCGGCGGCGGCGGCGGUGGCGGCGGCUAAGGCCUGCCCCGCGCUGGCCUGGGACGGCUCGGCUCUGGAGAGGGAUGAUUGGUCGGGCACCAGUGGGACGGACCGCCAGCCGGAGCCCGGCGUGGACCCGGCGGGGCAGCAGCCUGACGAUAAGAUAUGGCUCAAGGAGGUACAGUUCCACCUGAUGCUCUACAUACAGAUGCAGCUCUGUGAGCGAUCUCUGAAGGACUGGAUAUCGGAAAGGAAUUCUCGGCCUUCAGAGGAGCUCUCCUCAAAAUGUCCCUAUGCCUUGGUGGAUGUGGAACACACACUCUGCUUGCUUCGGAAAACACUGGAAGGUGUGGAAUACAUUCACUCCAAGGGAAUGAUGCACAGAGACCUCAAGUCUGACAUGUACAGCAUAGGUGUGUUGGCCCUGGAGCUGUUUCAACCCUUUGGGGCAGAGAUGGAGCGAGUGUGCACCCUGGAGAAACUUCGAGAAGGAAGUCCAGCAACUCUCUCAAUUCCACCGAAUAUCUUCCUUCAUGGUCAAGACAGUCAAGUCAGGAUUGGAGACUUUGGUCUGGCCUGCAAGGAUAUAUUGGUGAAUGAUCAGGAUCCAUUGCCGUUUGCCUCCAACAUUAAUGGUUCUCAGCAUACAGCAGGUGUGGGCACAUUUGUGUACGCUGCCCCAGAGCAACUAGAGGGCUCUUACUACAAUUCAAAGUCGGACAUGUACAGCAUAGGUGUGUUGGCCCUGGAGCUGUUUCAACCCUUUGGGACAGAGAUGGAGCGAGUGCGCAUCCUGGAGAACCUUCGAGAAGGAACAGUCCCCGACUCCUUCAGCUAUCGGUGGCCAAUCCUGGCCAAGUACGUCACGCAGCUAACCAGCAAGGACCCUGGCGUCCGGCCCACCGCCAGCCAGCUCCUGCAAAGCGAACUCUUCAACAGUAAAGACUUGGUGAUACAUGGGCUUCAACGGCGGGUGGAGGAGCAGGAAGAGGAGAUCAGUGUGCUCCGGAGACAAAUCAGUGCGCUCCAGAUCUCACAAAGCUCUCCUGGUGGUUCUGACAUUAACACUGGACAUUGAGAAACAACCUUGACUCAACAGACAAUUCAAAGUAUAUUUAUUUAUGGCUCAACAUGUUCAGCUACCUGGACCUUGCAUUCAUUCAGAAUUGGUGGUGAAAAACACCCUGCAUGACACUGUGUGUGUGUGUGUGUGUGUGUGUGUGUGUGUUUGGGGAAAAUGCUUAAUCUUACCUAAUAAGAUAGGUAUAAUGGUUUUAGCUUUAUAAUAAAACCCUUAUCCAAUU